Styela clava is the source of this 1858-nucleotide messenger RNA. The record is from RefSeq and is a predicted model, not a curated record. NCBI's taxonomy places the organism in Eukaryota, Metazoa, Chordata, Ascidiacea, Stolidobranchia, Styelidae.
UAUAUAUCUUACAAAUUUACAACUUCGUAUUUGUCAUGUCGAAUGAACCAGGCCCAAGUUAUGUUUCUUCUAUGCCCGGGUUAUCACCAUCUUCAACGGGAACUUUCAGUUCCGUAGGUAUUGCAGAAUUGGACCAAUUCAAGAAUCAAAUCCUAUUACAAAUGAUGCAACUUCAAAGAUGGCUGAAAGAACUCCAGAACAACCAGACAUUGGAAAAGACGAACACGGUGUCGUUCGCACAGACCCUCAAUCUAUCAAAGAACCAAGCUAAAGCUAUGGAGACAAGACUUGCUAAUUUACAGAAAAUAGUUGCUGUACAAGCCGACACAAAUAAGAAAUUACAAAAAGAAACUACGGAUAAGAAUGCUACAACUCAUGCUCUAAUUGAGGUAUUGGGAGUAGAUCUUGCUGCAGUGAAAACAACCAUGGAGAAUUUGAUGAGACAAGUGGAAGAACUUAGACGUUCUGGAGGUGGUGGAAGUGGAAGUGCGAAUAUCAGUUUGCCGGAUAACUUAAACGAAAUGUUUGAAGCAUUAGAGCGGCAAUUAGGAACCUAUGAUGUUAAGCUCGCAGAAAUGGACUUACGAUUCCAGGUCCUAGAGACUACAAAUUACGACGGUAAACUAGUGUGGAAGAUUCGUGACUUUGACCGAAGGCGAGAAGAUGCCAAACGAGGUCGAGCUCUUUCGAUAUACAGCCAACCGUUUUAUACAUCAAGAUACGGAUAUAAAAUGUGCUUGAGAGUAUAUUUAAACGGAGAUGGGAUGGGAAAAAACACCCACAUCUCGUUAUUCUUCGUUUUGAUGAAGGGGGAAUACGACGCGAUUUUACAAUUUCCAUUUCGUCAGAAGGUAACGCUGAUGCUCCUGGAUCAGGGACCCGAUCGUCGCCAUUUGUCCGAUGUUUUCCGACCCGACCCAACGUCAAGUUCUUUUAAAAAACCAACUUCAGAUAUGAAUAUAGCCAGUGGAUGCCCCAUGUUCGUUGCUCACGACACUAUAAAUAGAAGCUCGUAUGUGAAGGAAGACACAAUUUUUAUCCGUGUGGUCGUGGAAACCACGGAUUUGGAAAAUUUUUAAAUGAGAGACAUUGUAUAUUGAAAUUUUUUAAUUGUGUAUUCUCAUUUGAAAGUUCUCACAGUGAAAUAAUAAUAAACAAGAAUCAUGAUUGCAUAAAAUCUGAUCCAAUAUCCACUUUUAUUCUUACUGAAUUACCUUUAUCAAACGAUUAUAAUAUAAUGGCUUCAGCAAAUAUAUCAAUGCACGGGUUAACUGCAUACCAUUGUGUAUACAAAUGUCUAUUCACAACAUUUCUGGUCGCAAAUUUGAAAUAUGUUUUGUAUAUAAACUAUUUGCUUAUGUAUAAACUUGAAAUUUUUAUUAAUCCUUGGCAUGUCAUAAACAUAACUAUAAAAGAAUUAUUGACCUGGAUUUGGUGUUGGUGAUAGGAUUCAGAUAAAUUUGAUGGGGUUUCACAUUAAUUAAUUGUGUUUAAUGUUUAAUUUUUCAACAAUUUUGUGAAAACUCUGAAUAAACCUUUUGAGAAAUGCUUUUGCUCAACCUGUUCAGUUUUACCCAGAAGUUAUAACUUUCAGCAUUGCUCAAGAGUUUUAGUUGGUAUUUUCGCUGUAAAUUUCUAUAUUUUGUUUUACACUCGUGACUCAAAAAUUUGUUUGAGUUUUUGGUGUUACUCAUUUAUUAAUUCCUUGUGUAAUGUGUUUCAAUGUGAAGUAAUGACAUAUUGACAUUUUUCUGAUUGAUGAGAAAUAAAGUGUAAUAUAGCACGCAUUUACAUUUUUAAUAAUUAGUCAUUCAAAGUAUUAGUAGUUUGUAGUGGUUAUUAAGGUAAAUUUUGUGCU